AUGGCUCACAUGCAUCUUUCAGUGCUUUUUUUGCUGGUUGCUUAUCUCGCUGGCACGCAAGCCUUGUAUUUUUACUUGGAAGGCUCCGAGAAAAAAUGCUUCAUUGAAGAUUUACCUAAAGAAACCAUGGUCAUUGGUAUUUACAAGUCAGAACAAUUUAAUGCUGCUCAAAAUCAAUGGAUUGAAAACAAGGAAUUAAAAAUUGAAAUUACUGUCGAGGAACUUCCUCAAGGUCACAAAACGUUCGAAACAAAGGGCGAGUCUUCAGGUCGCUUCACUUUUACAUCCACCGAUUCAGGCGAUCAUUCCAUCUGUCUUUCUGCUGCUACAAACGGUUGGUUCGAUAGUUCCAGAACUAGACUUACACUCGAUAUGGAUUUCGAUGACCCAACUGACCACCAUGACCAUAACGCCGAUGGUGUAUCUGGUACGUAA
Molecule: messenger RNA, 435 nt
Organism: Mucor mucedo
Lineage: Eukaryota; Fungi; Mucoromycota; Mucoromycetes; Mucorales; Mucoraceae
Product: emp24/gp25L/p24 family/GOLD-domain-containing protein
Exons: 4
Coding region: 1-435 (144 amino acids)
Biological process (GO): intracellular protein transport; endoplasmic reticulum to Golgi vesicle-mediated transport; Golgi organization
Cellular component (GO): endoplasmic reticulum-Golgi intermediate compartment; Golgi apparatus; COPII-coated ER to Golgi transport vesicle
Source: RefSeq, a predicted model, not a curated record